UUGAGUAGUAAAGCAAAGUGGAGGCAACGACUAAACGCUCACAGUGUGGACAACACUCUGUACCCCGGUGCAUCAUGAGUAGAUCUGCAGUCUUGAUUCUGGUCAUCCUCAGUGGAUCCUCUGCUGUGUUUACAGACAAUGAGGGAGCCUAUUUCCAAGAAAAUGGGGUUGCAACAGAUGCAUCUCAGAAGGCAGGAGGCUACAUGUCAAUCCUCUGCUCACCACUACCUGGCUCCUCUAGCUCGUCGGUUCAUACCCUCACACCUGCUGACAUCACAGCUCUUUACACGCUGGGAAUGCCUCGCUCCCACAGGGAUGAAGCAUCCAGAGUUGUCAGCAGACUUGCAGAGUUGCUGUCCAUGUUUAACCCUGAGGUUAUUACUCAGCAUGUGGAUCAGACCUCAUUGCAGACCAGGAGCUUGUUAGAGGAAGCUAAUGGCCUUUCUGUCUACCUUUCAAAUCAAGUCACCGACUGGAAGAUGGUUCUGUUGUUUCUCCAGGCAGAUUUAAUGUGUCCCUGUUCCCCACAUAUUGCUGCAGACAUCAAAACUUCAGUGCUGGAAGUGGAAGCAGCUCUGAAGAUUCUGCAGGAAAAACUGCAUCGCACUUUAGUUCAUGUGGUGGUCUGGAGUGGAAAUAACCAAAAAGAUGAUAGCAGAUGUCAAUGUAUGAGAAAAGAAGUAAUAAACCAGAGACUACUAAAAGCGACUCAUCUCAAAGAGCUACAGGACUCUGUGAGUCAUGUUUUGAAAAAUCCAACAUGGCACAGUAAAAAUGGAGACUUCACUGUGGUCUUGCAGUCGUCCCCAAUUAUCCUGGAGCUGAAAUCUGACUCGGAAAGCGAUGAAGAUGUGCUUAAUGAUUUAGCUAUUCAGCUAUGGACAAAUCUGCUUCAGCCAUCAGCAGGCUACGCAGAGACCCCAGACAGAGGCCUGAUCACUAUUCCCUGUCCCACAAAGGAGCAGCCCUUUCUUCGAACACAGAUAAACUCCCCUGCUGAUGUAGAGCUCAAAGCUUCUGGCAUAACAAAUCCAAUUAUGGGUACUGAGGUCCCCUGCACAAACCGCAGCCCCUCUCCUAUCAUACCAACAUCAGUUCAUGAGGUCAGACCUGGAGAUAUUAAGGUGGUCGGUGCUGUAGGUGACUCUCUAACAGCAGCAAAUGGUGUGGGCGCAAAGGCAGACAACCUUCUAUUAGUGGCGAAUCAGUACAGAGGCUUGUCUUGGAGCAUUGGUGGUGAUGAAAACAUAACAACUGUGACCACUCUGCCAAACAUCCUGAGGGAGUUUAACCCCUCCCUGGUUGGAUACUCCAAGGGAGUGGGUGGAGAGGACAGUCCAGGAGCCUAUCUGAAUCAGGCUGUGGCAGGAGCCAAGAGUGGUGACUUGGUGGGGCAGGUCCGCGCUCUAGUGGACAAAAUGAAAAAUGACUCGAAUAUUGACUUCCAAAGCGACUGGAAAUUGAUCACGGUGUUUAUCGGUGGCAAUGACAUAUGUGACUUCUGCCUGGACAGCGUCCUCUUCUCACCCAGGAACGUGGUCAAUCGAAUCAAACAAGCUCUGGAUAUACUCCACAGAGAAGUUCCUCGAGCCAUUGUCAAUCUGAUUGAGCUUUUAAAUAUCAUACCUCUGCGUGAAUUACAUAAAGACAAAUCUUUAGGGUGUCCCACCUGGUUUGUGAACUUAGUUUGUCCCUGCGUGCUGAAGGCCCAAGAAGGAACAGUUGAACUCCAAAGACUCAGUGACUUCAACAGAGCGUAUCAGCGAGCCAUGAGAGAGCUGAUUGAUUCUGGGUGGUAUGACACACAUGAUAACUUCACAGUGGUGCUUCAGCCCUUCUUCAGGGAAGUUUUCCUUCCUGUUUCAGAAGAUGGCAAACCGGAUCGCUCGUACUUCUCACCUGACUGCUUUCACCUCAGCCAGAAAGCUCACACACUCAUGGCUCGAGCCCUUUGGAACAACAUGUUGGAGCCAGUUGGGAACAAAACCUUCACACAAGACUUCACAGCUGGCAUUGAUCUGAAGUGUCCCUCAGAGAUGAACCCAUUCUUCAAAACAGCAGCCAAUAGCGACUACAUCUUUCCAGGCCCUCCGCCCACUCCAGCUCCAGUUACAAACUGGGGUAGUGAAUUCUCCUGUGUUAACACAGCUCCAUCCAAUUCUGUGCCCACGUCAGCUCACAGAGUACGGCCAGCAGACAUCAAGGUUGUGGGUGCUCUUGGAGACUCUUUGACGGCCGCCUUUGGAGCAAGGGCAAAAAAUCUGCUGGAGCUAAGGACCGAGUACCGAGGGGUUUCAUGGAGCAUUGGAGGCGAUGACAAUCUUGAGAGGGUCACAACUCUACCUAAUAUUCUCAAAAAGUACAAUCCUCACCUUAAAGGAAUGUCAAAGGGGCUAGGAAAAAAGCAGACUGGCUUUAACAUGGCUGUGUCCGGAGCAAAAGCAUGGGGGAUCCCAGAUCAGACCCGCAGUCUUAUUGAUGCCAUGAAAAAUAAUUCUACAGUGGAUUUUCAGAAUGACUGGAAGCUUGUGACCCUCUUCAUCGGAGGCAAUGACCUGUGUCAGAACUGCAAUGACCGGGCCACUUUUUCACCUCAGAACUACAGCAAUCAUCUCAUGACAAGCUUAGACCUUCUGUACAAAGAGGUUCCUAGAAUAAUUGUCAAUGUCUUGGAGAUCCUGGAAAUUGAAGGCCUUCGCAGAGUCAAAAGGGACAGUCUCGGGUGCAACCUGCUUCAAGAUUUUGUCUGCUCCUGCUUCCUGAUGCCUGGAGAAGAUUCACCGGAGCUGGCUGAAAUGAAACGGAUCAAUCGAGAAUUUCAGAUUGAGACAGAAAACCUGGUGUACGGAGGGCGCUAUGAUGGCAGAGAGGACUUUGCUGUUGUUGUCCAGCCUUUUUUCAGAAACACCAUUGUUCCUUUAAAUGCUGAUGGCAGACCUGAUGAUGCCUACUUCUCUGAGGACUGUUUCCACUUCAGUGAACGAGGACAUGCUGGCAUGGCUGCUGCUCUGUGGAAUAACAUGUUGGAGCCAGUGGGUAAAAAGCAGACAUACAACGAUUUCACAAAUUACCAGAAGUCUAUCAAGUGCCCAACUGAGGAGCAUCCUUACAUCUUCACUAAGAUGAACAGUUUCCCUAGUGUGGCCACAACCACAGCACCCACAACACAGAGCACAGCCCAGCCUUUCACCUCAGACUGCUCAGGCAGUGUGCCAGCAUGGGCCGCUGCUCUGCUGGCUGUUGGUGGUAUCGUGAUUGGCUGGGGCAUCACCUGGCUCCUCCUUUCCUGCAGAGCGAGACGAAGCAAGAGAAAGAUGACAGCUGGCGAGGAGAUAAAGGACACAAUGUUUUAAAGUGCAGCUCAUGGCGCUAUGGACAAUCUGUGGACAAACUGAGGAUUCAUAAAAGAAGCACUAAAGCAACCAAAUAUGAUCCAUGGCAUUUAGUUGUGUGUAGACUAUGGAAAUAAUAAGGCAAAUUAUUGUACAGAUGUCAAUUAUGACUAAAAAGUUAAUACAACAAGCUACAAAUAAUUAACUACUGUAUAUUCAACGGAAAUGGAAAACAUUAGACUGUUUUCUGAAAUAACAGAGAGCUGAAUGAAAACUCAAAAAGUGAACUGCUGAAAAUGUUAAAAAUGUUGGUGUGGAAUUAUUUCCUUAGCCAUGUAGAUGUGGCAUUAAUUGGUAAGGCAUGUUUAAAUGUUGUAGCUGGUCUAAAAACGAAGACUAUAAUGAUAGUUAACAUCACAGAUGACUACACAUAAGUACAUUUUCUGUUCAAAGACCUGCUGAAAGGAAAACAACUUGUGUAUUCAAUUCAAUUUAAAUUAAGGUAAAUUUAUUUCAGUUUAGUAUAAUGGAGUUAAAAGUCAUCACAGAGUAAAAUACACAACAGUUGUAGAUACAUAGGGCAGGUUGUUUGGAGAAAUCAUUCUUUUCCCAUUUCUAUAUUGAAUUUAAUAUUCUACAUUUGGGUCUUACCAAAAACUAAAAAUGGUUUAUGGGAGUGGAUGGUCAUGAAUAAAUACUUUGCAGUAAUGGUUACAGUAAUAUUGUGUAAGUCCUUGGUCUAGACCUAAUAUGACAUAACCAGCUUCUCUAGGAAAUUAUUGGGAUGCAGAAUGUCACCAUAACAAAGAUAACACAAACGGCUCCUGCCUUCAGCCAUAUUAUUUAUCAAUGUUAAUAGUGAUAAUGCUGAUAACAACUAACAAGAUGAUGUUUUAUGACCAUGUUAAAUUGAUGAAAGCAGCCGACAGCUCCUGCAAACAAUGUCACAAACUGAAAGGAGUCUAAAGCACAUUUCCCCCUUUCUUUUUUCUUUUCUUUUUUUU
This is a messenger RNA of Menidia menidia (Atlantic silverside), 4336 nucleotides long. The record is from the annotation of a GenBank genome assembly. NCBI's taxonomy places the organism in Eukaryota, Metazoa, Chordata, Actinopteri, Atheriniformes, Atherinopsidae.